AUUUUGAUCACCAUCUUCGUCAGAUAAAUUCGCGAUUUGAUAAUAUUUUGAUAAAAAAGUUGUAGGUAUCGGUUUGAUGUAAUGUAAAUUGAAAAUUGAGGUGUUUCUCGAAAAGAAAAAAUUAUUUAUUUUACUUAGCUUAAUGUUGCAUAAUGAAUUGGAGGGCUAUGAUAAUUAUUUAUCUCUCUGCUCAUUGUCAGUUUGCACAAUAAUGAUAAUAUGUAGCGUGCAUUUUACAUCGUACUUGUUCGUUAUCAAUGUUGAUCGGCUGUGAAGAUCUAGUCUGAAACUGAGGAUAAUAGAGCCGCCGUCGGUGUCGUAUCGGUUAACAUGAUAUGUACGUAUUCUGUAUUGACCGAGGCAUAAGUAAUGCGGCGUAAAACUGUAGAUUGGAAAAAUUGAGAAACCGCUUCCCGUCGCUGCUACAUCGUUCGUUACUGUCACUUGUCAAGCGCGCCGAGCCAUCGUCGAAUUCAGUUCGCUGGUGCGAAUUUCAGCGCUGUACAAUCGUACUCGGAUAUCAUUUUUGGCGUUUCUCGAAACUCGAGACUCGAGAGAGCGUACUUACGAUCCGGCUUGCCGCUUGCGGAUUAGAAAAUAUGGAUGUGGAUAACGAUCAACAUAUACAUUCGGAUAUGGCCGCGGUACCUGAGAGUAAUCUCGGCGGUGUUCUGUUUUCAGAUUACAGUUCGGGGAAUCUGAUUCUAACCUCCGACAUGAGUGGCGAAUUAUCAUCUUUCGAAGGUACGUUAUGUUUUGACGAAACAAACAACGAACUCGUGUACGUUAACAUGCCAGUGCAAAUGAUUUCGUCCAGCAUCGGCAACUCCGAUUCCAUGUCCGGCGCGAAUUCCUCGUUUUCACCGUACGGCGUCGGCACCGCAUUAAUUCCAUCAUUAUCGGACUUGCCUCUGUUCAACGACGGUGGUCAGGUGAUGUUAUUUACUGGCGGUUCCAUCGUGAUUCCCGGCGACGACGAGAACUUAAUUCCUUCCAAUUCGGACCCGUUCAUUUUGGAAUACGUGCUCAAUAGCUCUCAGUCGGAACCAAAAGUUGGCGAUUAUAAAGCGCCGGUUACGAUCGAUUUCACAGAAACUUUGGACGCGGAAAUAACGCAGAAAAAUGGAUACUCGGUUACGACGGGUGUGGAAUCGGUAAAAAAUGUAGCAAUUUGCAAGAAAAAGAAAAUCAUCGCCGCCGAUUCGAAAGAAAACACGAAACACUCGUGUAAACUAUGUUUAGAGAAAUUCGACUCGCUGAAAGACUAUAAAAAACACCUGUCCAAUCACAACGACCACAAAAUACACGAAUGCAAAGUGUGCGGAAUGUCGUUCAAUAAGAUUAAUAAUCUGGUGUUGCAUCAAGUAACUCAUUCUGACGAAACCCGGUGUCCGUUGUCCAAUUGUCAGAAGAAAUUUAAUCGUAAAGCCAGUCUGAAAGCCCACGUCAAACUUCACGAAGAAGACGAAUCUUUAACCUGUGCCGAAUGCGGAGAAGAAUUUCGUAAUCAGCUGUAUUUAGAGUUACAUUACAAGUAUCAGUCGCAGUGUCGUAUUUCGAGUUUUGAAAACGCCGCUGCCAGCUCGAGUCAGAAUAAAAGUUAUUUCUGCAAGCUGUGCGAUCGUAGUUUCGAACGAGUUGAAAUGUUCAACGCGCACAAAAAAGAACACGAAAAGCUGAAGAAAGCUUUAGCUACCAAGUCGCAUAAGAAGAAAGUCGCUCCCAACGUGCCCAGUUCGAGAAUAAAUCGCUGUAAAACGUGCCCGAAAUGGUUUCUGAAACCUAGUCAAUUGGUUCGCCAUAUGCGCAUACACACCGGAGAACGUCCUUUCGUGUGUAACGUUUGCAAUAAAGCCUUCAAUCAAGCCAAUUCCUUGAAAAUACAUAUGCUCAAGCAUACCGGUGACCGGCCUUUUCAAUGCCCGUUUUGCGGCACCAGUUUCAGUCAACGAGGUAACCUGCGUCAGCAUAUCAAUCGAGUACAUUCCAUUCCUAGAAUAGAAGAUAAAGUAUAUAAAUGUUCCGAGUGUCCGUGUAUGUUUAAAAAAAUGUGCAGUCUGAAUGCUCAUAAAAACCGCAUACAUCAGCAACUUUACAGUCGAUCUGCGGCCGCGGCCGAAUCUAAAUUCGACGAGAACGAACGAGCUACCGAUUUCGCAGAGGAAACCUCAAUUACCAUCGAAAACGGCGUCGACGACGUUGAUGACGAUGAUAUGAGUGUGUUGCUCGAUAAAGAUACCGACAUAAAUACGAUCAGUAUCAAUUUUGACAGCGGUAACGGUAGUAUUUGCACGCAAAAGGUUUUCGUCAAGAAAAAAGCAAAUACUCGGUACUACGCUUGUUCACACUGCCCUAAACAGAACGUCAAACUGAAAGAGAUUAUUCGUCACUUGAAAUUCAGCAUCUUAGGAAAACCGUUUAAAUGUGAUCAUUGUUGCAAGACAUUUUCGCAACGGUUAACGUUUUUAACCCAUUUAGCGUUGCAUGCGACCGCCACCGCCACCGCCAAAACACAUCCUCACCGGUCCUCCGCCGCUGCCGCCACCGCCGUAUGCGAUCGUAACGGUGGUUUUUCAAAUCCUCUCGAGAUGAAAAUUCAUUCCAAGUUACGUAGUGAAAUGGUCGAACGAAAUUACACAGCGAGCGGUAUAUCUGUCAACGCUGCCACGCACGUGGACGUGUGUGUAAACUCGACCACUUGCGCCGCCGCCGCCGCCGCCGCCGCAACAGCGGUAGCGGAGAAGAAAUGUCGCUUGUCAGAAAGAACGAAAUUACGCGACACCGUCAACCUUAUUUUACCUCCUUACGAUUGCAAGUUUUGCGACGCGAGCUUGGAAAGCUACGCCAAAUUGAAGCAACAUCUGUCCGGUAUUCACGACGCUCUUAUUUGUCCAAACUGUUGUCUGCAAUUUCCUAAUAAAACAAAAUCAGAAGGACGCGCUGCUGCCACCGUCGCCGCCGCCGCCGCCGCCGCCAUCGCUGGUCAUCAAGUCAAGAAUGCGCUCGAUGAAACGCAUUCGAAAAACGAUAAGAAAUUGCUGGCGGAAAAUCGACGAGAUGCUAUAAACGGCAAAUCGCUCUCCAAGCCUACUACUGCGAACAACGUCGAAUGCCAACUUUGCGGCAAAUCGUUCAGGGCUGAAGUUUCUCCCAACAAGCGUACGAAAAAGCUUCAAGACUGCCAUCUUCGCCGUCUUCACCAUCGUACCGCUCCAUUUGCUUCUUCGAUUCGUGAGAGCUCGAGCGCGACUGCAACAGCGGCGUGGACUGCGGAUAGCGAGAUUUCUCGUAUGAAACCAGCCGCGAAUACGGACGCCGACGAAGGCGAUACGCAGAUACCAAACGUCGAAUCGACCGAUGUCGACGCAAACGAAGCGAAUCCUUUCGCUAAUGGUGAGUUUGCGAUCGCGAUCGCUUCGAACGGUCUUUUUCGUAAAAGAAGCGCAAACGCAAACGUAAACGCAAAAACUACCGAUGCGAUGCCCGUUUUAGACGACGCUGUCGCUAUUUACGUUCCGUGCGACGUUACUACGGUCGCAACCGCUGCUCGUAUCGACAAUCAUCAGCACCACGUACUCGAUCAAGCCGACGAAAUCGGCAUUACUAACGACGACCGUUUUUGCGCAACCAACGCCAACGCCGACGCCGACGCCGACGCCUUUACCGCUGCCAUGGCAUCCGCCACCGCCGCCGCCGCCGCAAACGAGCAUUUCAACGUGAACGAAGUUUCCUUGUUCAAAGAGUCGCAAAUCAGCGUAAACGAAAACGUGGAAAACUCCAUCGAUUUGUCUGGCAACGAAUUGAAAACUGAACUGUUGACGUUGGAUUCCAUCGACGAUAAUAUAUUCGAAUUUCAGGCCGAUGAAAUACCGAUUGAAAUAGACCGCGAAGAUAUUGGCGCGCCGGCAAAUGGUGUUUCGAGUAGCGCGGGCGCUGUGAUUUACAAGAGUUCCAAGUGCUAUCCGCAAUCGUUUGCAGAAAUCAACUCGCCCCAGAAAGAAUUUCAACAAUCAGAUUGCCACAGCCACAGCAACGAAACAGACACCAUCGAUAGUUACUUUUACGCUUGCAAUACUUGUUAUCUGACGUUCAAAAGUUUACCUACUCUGCUGAGACAUUUGCAAACGCACGAUGGAUCUAAAUCAUACGAAUGCUUGUAUUGCGGAAAAGAGAAUAAAACUCAAGCUCAAUUAACUCAUCACAUUGCCCAGCACUCGUUACACAAGGAAUUCCCUUGCGUGCAUUGCGGAGAGCUGUUCCAUUCGUUGGAGGUGGUGAAAAAACAUAUCACAGAUAUCCACCUUAUGUCGUCUGUCGAUAAGAAACCCGAGCAAAAGAGGAAAAAAAAUUCCGCCAACGAUUUGCUACUGAGCGAAAAACAGAAAAUACAGAUCGCUUGCCAGAAGCCGCAUAAAUACAGUUCCAUUUCGGAGAAGGUGCUUUCCUCGUUACUUAAAAACAACGUUUUCGAGAAUGCGAAAAAUUGCGCCGCCACCGCCGCCGCCCGUACGACGGAUGAAGAAGAGGAAAAGUCGCCGCCGCCGCCGCCGCCGCUCACGAAGAAGAAACGAAACGAGCUAAGGAAAAUACAAAAGGAAAACGUAUGCAGCUAUUGCAGUCGAGCUUUCAAAAAAAUGUGCGAUCUAGUUCGACAUAUUCGCAUUCACACCGGAGAGAAACCUUUCAAAUGCGAUUAUUGUAGCAAAUGUUUUACCGUAAAAUCCAUUUUAAAUUGCCAUUUGAAAACGCACUUUUCCGUCAAUAAUAUUUUUUGUCACGUGUGCAAUCGAUUUUUCGCCACUGUCGGAUCUUUGAAAACGCAUAUGAGACUUCAUACGGGCGAACGACCUUACAAAUGUCUUUACUGUAAAGAAACGUUUCGUACCUCCGGCCAUCGAGACAGUCAUCAAAAAAGACAUUUAGGAGACAAAGACAAAGUCACCGCCAAGUGGAAGUGUUCGGCCGAAUCCGAAUCGUCUUUAGUCGAAAUCCAAGAUACGGGCUUAGAUUUGAAUUUGGAAUCAGUUGAUACGACGGCGGCGGCGGCGGCGGCGGCGGCGGCGGUGGUGGUGACACCCGAUGCCGAAUACAUCAUGGCGCACAUGACUGAUGCGGACGCGGACGCGGACACCGAUGAGUUCAAAUUUCAAGAUUUCGAUUUGUCAGAUAUGGGCAGCGUAAGCGUAAACGUGUCUACCAACAAGCGCUGCCAUUGCUGCGUAAUUUGUCGUAAAACGUUCAAGAAAAAGUGCGAUCUAGAUCGACACGUUAGCACUCAUACGAACGAGAAAGCGUAUCGUUGUGAAAUUUGCGAUUUGAGGUUCAACCAACAGAGCACGUUCAAGGUACAUUUACGCAAACAUACGCGUACGGCCGCUGCCAAUGCCGCUGAUCAAGUUUGCGCGUGCGACCGUUGCGGCGAUACGUUCGCGUGCAAGAAAAAUUUGAAAACUCACACGAUAAGGCAUCAUCCGGAAACGCUGUCCAAUGCCGCUGCUCUAGCUCCAACGCCAACGCCAGCGCCAGUCAAAGGUGCAACUUGCGAUAGCGAUAGCGAUAGACGCGUCGUCGACGUCCAAGUCAUCGACAAACAUGUCGGCGUCGGCAAAUGGUGCGUAAGUGGCGAAAUGUUUGCCGAUAAAAUGGUCGAUUUGAAAAAAUACGACGGUACGUCCGAUUUCUACACCAGCAUAGAUUCUAGAUUCGAUUUGAAUACUAUGAUGCGAGACUUAUUUCCGGACGACGAGAAGCAAUGAAAUACGCCAUCCUAUUUGCCAUUUCGAUGACGGACGUCUAGAUACCUGCUGAACCGACUCGUAGCUGUCGUAUUUCAUUAAUCAUUACUAUUCAUUUCGUUUUCGCCGCUCGCACUCGUACUCGUAAUUUUGAUAUCGAGUGUCCGACAGUCGUAUUUUAUUAGUACGUAGACGUACUAUACCUACUAUCGUAUCGUACGUACGAGAACGUACCUAUUUGAUAUUACUCGCAUAAUUGUACCUACCUUUAUCUAGCGUGUUUUUAUAAGUAUGUACCAGUACCAGGAGCUGGACCUACCGUCUGGCGGUCUUCCGCAAAAAUGUCGUCGUAUGUAUUGUACGUAAAUAAAAUGUUGACGCGUG
Molecule: messenger RNA, 6119 nt
Organism: Planococcus citri (citrus mealybug)
Lineage: Eukaryota; Metazoa; Arthropoda; Insecta; Hemiptera; Pseudococcidae
Product: zinc finger protein 236-like
Exons: 27
Coding region: 600-5756 (1718 amino acids)
Biological process (GO): regulation of transcription by RNA polymerase II
Cellular component (GO): nucleus
Molecular function (GO): sequence-specific DNA binding; DNA-binding transcription factor activity, RNA polymerase II-specific
Source: RefSeq, a predicted model, not a curated record